CGCGGAGCGGCGCGCGGCGUGCGGGUCGAGGCUGCAGCUCUGGUUCCGGCGGGGGCUGGCGGGGCUGGCGGGGCUGGCGGGGCUCGCCGUGGACUGCCUCAGGGUCGCCAAGCACGUUGUCCGCCCGGCCCGAGGGCUCGCCUAACCACCCCCUCGCCCGCUCGUCCUCCACCCGCGCCCGGAGCGCGGGGGUCGCCGGCGCUGGGCACUCGGCGGCCACCGGGGAUAGGGGCUGAGCGGCCGGUUCCCGCCCCCGGGCCGCCGCCACCGCCGCCGCCUCCCAGCCGACCGCCCGGCUUGGCCGCCGCCGCCGCAUCUGGCCCCCAGGUCCGCGCCGCGGGGGGCGCGGGCGGGGUCGGGGGUUGCCAGGCGCCGCCGCCCGUGCGCCUGGAGUCCGCGUCCCGGGCCCGGCGGCCGGCGAGCAUGGAGGAGAAGUACCUGCCUGAGCUGAUGGCGGAGAAGGACUCCCUGGACCCCUCCUUCACGCACGCCCUGCGCCUGGUGAACCAAGAAAUAGAAAAGUUUCAAAAAGGAGAAGGCAAGGAUGAAGAAAAGUACAUUGAUGUGGUGAUUAAUAAGAACAUGAAGCUGGGACAAAAAGUGUUAAUUCCUGUAAAACAGUUCCCUAAGUUCAACUUUGUGGGAAAACUUUUGGGUCCACGUGGCAAUUCUCUGAAGCGUUUACAAGAAGAAACUUUGACAAAAAUGUCCAUCCUUGGAAAAGGUUCCAUGAGAGACAAGGCCAAGGAAGAAGAGUUGAGGAAAAGUGGAGAAGCAAAGUACUUCCAUCUCAAUGAUGAUCUCCAUGUUCUCAUUGAAGUGUUUGCCCCACCUGCAGAAGCUUAUGCCAGGAUGGGGCAUGCUUUGGAAGAAAUCAAAAAGUUCCUCAUCCCUGAUUAUAAUGAUGAGAUCAGGCAAGCACAGCUUCAGGAAUUAACAUAUUUGAAUGGUGGUUCAGAAAAUGCAGAUGUUCCAGUGGUUCGAGGGAAACCCACCUUGCGUACAAGAGGUGUACCAGCCCCAGCAAUAACCAGGGGAAGGGGAGGAGUUACAGCCCGGCCAGUUGGAGUUGUAGUACCACGAGGGACGCCAACGCCCAGAGGAGUUCUGUCCACCCGAGGGCCCGUGAGUCGGGGAAGAGGACUUCUCACUCCCAGAGCCAGAGGAGUCCCCCCAACUGGGUACAGACCUCCACCGCCACCCCCAACACAAGAGACUUAUGGAGAAUAUGACUAUGAUGAUGGAUAUGGCACUGCUUAUGAUGAACAGAGUUAUGAUUCCUAUGAUAACAGCUAUAGCACCCCAGCCCAAAGUGGUGCUGAUUACUAUGAUUAUGGACAUGGACUCAGUGAGGAGACUUAUGAUUCCUACGGGCAAGAAGAGUGGACUAACUCAAGACACAAGGCACCUUCAGCGAGGACAGCAAAGGGCGUCUACAGAGACCAGCCAUAUGGCAGAUACUGAUUGUACUGUCUGAUGUUGUGAAAUAGCCAAUCUCCACCAGUCCUGUAUACUGUUCAAAGUAAUUUUUUUCUAUGAACAAUCCCUUUUUAAAUAAAUCAAAAUGUUUAAAAUCUGAAUGGAUGGAACUUAAAACUACUUUGUUGAAACAUCAACUUGGGCAGAAACAAAAAAAAAAGGACAUGUAAAAUUUUGUUAUUUCCAGUCUGUAUAUGAAAAAAUAGGUCAUCAAAAGGGAAAAAAAUAACUUUGAUUAACUAGUGUUAAACAAAAAAUAGGUUUACUAAAUAUGUUAAUCUAUUCUUUAAUAUAAGCCUCACCUUUCAUUUUAAAGGUUUCCAUAGAAUUUAGUUAUUUUAUCUUUCAGCCAUAUGCUAGUUUUUUUUUUUUCUCUUGCCAACAUGCGUAAAAAGGGAAACCAAUUACAAGUGCAAAUAAUGUGGUAUUCUUUUGUAACUCAAGUCUUGAAAUGUUCUGUAGUGUUAAGCAAAGUCUUCUCUUGCUUGAUACUAAAUAAACUUUUGAAAGAAAUUUUGUGUGUGUGAGCUAACAAUUUCAUGUUUUUUUUUUUUUAUUUAAAAAGGCCUUCAUAAAUAGUUGUAAACAGGGAAAGAAUUCAUUUAACAAUGCUUGUCAUAAAAGGGUCACACUAAACAUUGUACAAUUUAUUUUAAAAAUGGUAUAAAAUUAAAUGUACCAUUAUAUACUCACCAUAGAUUUAAAUGCUGUUUAAAGAGUCCAAAUGGUAUUGAGCUGCUUGAGUGGCACGUUAAACUACGCAAAACCAAAUCUUGUUAAAAACUGGUUUUAAAAUAACUACUGGAUUUUCUGAAAAAGAUGUGAUCAGUUUUCAUCUUGUUGAGCGUUUUUUCACUAGUGCAACUUUGGAUUUUUUAUGAGAAUUUUGGUACCUUAAUGAACACCUCGCUCCAUGCUGGAAGCACUAAGCACAAAGCUUUUAAAGACUUUCUGGCUUGACUAAUUGAGGUCGCACUCGCCAAGGCUGAGGAUGUGUAACCCUUAAACGGUCUUCAUUUUCAAAGGAAAUGACAGUCAUCUUGGAAUGUCGAAGGAACUGGUUGCACACCUGAAGGAAACAAAGGAACUUUCCUUCUAUUUAUGGACUGCUUAAGAAUAGUCAACUCACCAACGUGCCUAGUCAGUAAAUGAAUCCACUUGGGAACUUGAAAAUCAUCUCAAUUAAUUUUUUGUUUGCAUAAUUUUGUGUUCUGUGACAUGCUUUUAUUAUAUGAUUAUGCUUUUAAUUUGAAGAACCUACUCUUU
Molecule: messenger RNA, 2745 nt
Organism: Cebus imitator (Panamanian white-faced capuchin)
Lineage: Eukaryota; Metazoa; Chordata; Mammalia; Primates; Cebidae
Gene: KHDRBS3
Product: KH RNA binding domain containing, signal transduction associated 3
Exons: 11
Coding region: 424-1464 (346 amino acids)
Biological process (GO): regulation of alternative mRNA splicing, via spliceosome
Cellular component (GO): nucleus
Molecular function (GO): mRNA binding
Source: RefSeq, a predicted model, not a curated record